Messenger RNA from Macadamia integrifolia, 681 nucleotides. RefSeq lists its product as uncharacterized. The transcript has a single exon. The record is from RefSeq and is a predicted model, not a curated record. Lineage: Eukaryota; Viridiplantae; Streptophyta; Magnoliopsida; Proteales; Proteaceae. The coding region runs from base 1 to 681 and encodes 226 amino acids.
AUGCCUAUGAGGAAUGUCUUCUUCGAUAUCACUUCGCUUUGGUGGCCAGAAUUAAUUUUUCGUUUUAUUUCUUUGGAUGAAGUUCGGAAGGAAGCUAUGAAUUCUUGGAACCUUAAAGAGAACGUUUUUAUCAAACCUAUGGGAUUAGGCUACACUUUAUUCCAAUUUGAGGCUGAGAAAGACAUGACAAACAUCUGGAAACAAAGUCCUAUCAAGAUCGGACGGCAGUUUAUUCGCUUCCAGCGGUGGAAGCCAGAUUUUAAUAUCCAUGAUAAAACUACUAUUUCUAAGCUUGUCUGGAUUCGAUUUCCUGGACUCCCCUUCGAAUAUUGGCACGAGUGGAUCCUCCUAUCCAUGGCAAUAGCCGUGGGGCACCCCCUGGACAUUGAUAAAAGAACACGAAAUGCAUCCAUAGGGAACUUCACUCGUGUCCUCGUGGAGAUAGAUACUUCAGUGCAUCGGUUGGAAGAAAUCCAGGUUGAACGGCGACAACCUGGAACAGGUGAUCUCUUUUGGUUCAAACAAAAAAUCAUCUAUGAAGAUGCAUUGGGAAAGUGUGGUUUUUGCAAAAAACUUGGUCAUACCAUCCAAAACUGCGAAGAGAAACACACCGCCGAUACCGCACGCAAAGAAAAGGAUGAUACUUGUGGUGUUGUUGGGGCUGUUUGGGUGGAGAAGUAG